AUGCUUCCAGGUCGAUGGAAAGACACAAACGUAGUAAGACUCAUGGAUGCAGAAAUACAGGCGGUGCUGGCUUUUAUUGACAGAAAGCACCCAAACCUAAAAGAAGAGCUGAAACUCCUUUCAGAAUUCACGUCUAAUUUCAUCCAUUGCGGCAGACUACCAAAUGAACGCCUCAAGAUGGAAUAUUCGAGCGACGGCAAGUUCAAUGAGCUUCUACUCCCGGAAGAUGAGUGCAUAGGAAACGGUGGCGGGCAGAGAAUGACUCUGCAGUUUGCGUGUUCACCACUUGCCGUUUCGAAUGCAGUGGCAAGUCAGCCUAGCACUGGGGCAGUGAUGGUACCGCUGACAGCACAGUUCGCCGGCGGGUCGACAGCGAAUAUCCAAUCGCAGAAUCAUCCCCAUUCUGCUCCCUCUUCACGCCCCCUUGAAGGCGCUCGAUGCUCUCUCCCUCCAAUAUCAAGCCUGCCGCGGCUCGCCGAUUCGCCGACGACAGAGCCAUCGCCAUCAGUCGAUGAGCCCUACAAUUAG
Akanthomyces muscarius is the source of this 528-nucleotide messenger RNA. RefSeq lists its product as uncharacterized. The record is from RefSeq and is a predicted model, not a curated record. Bases 1 to 528 code for a protein of 175 amino acids. NCBI's taxonomy places the organism in Eukaryota, Fungi, Ascomycota, Sordariomycetes, Hypocreales, Cordycipitaceae. The transcript is spliced from 2 exons.